Molecule: messenger RNA, 472 nt
Organism: Trematosphaeria pertusa
Lineage: Eukaryota; Fungi; Ascomycota; Dothideomycetes; Pleosporales; Trematosphaeriaceae
Exons: 1
Source: RefSeq, a predicted model, not a curated record
AGCGCAUGCACCGGGGCUCCCAACUCUAGUGCUCCACAUCCAAGGGCCAAGGACCCCACAUCCCCAGCGAUACAUAUUGUCGAAGCGCACGUCUGCGCGCCCUCUUCUUCCUCACCAUACCGACGACACAAUGCUCCGACUCGAGCUCGCCAGCCUCUUCCUAGCCACACUCUCGCUAGCUUCGCCAUUGCACCUCCGGCAAACCUCCGAUGUCGUCUUCAGCGUAACGAACUUCACCGCCUUCGAGGCGGACCCCUACGUCGACGGCGCCCAAUCGAACCUCUCGUUCCACGUCGUGGACAGCCGCCGCGGAUACGAAGCGGAGGCCGACUGCGUGGUUCCGAACACGUACUUCAAUCUCCAUGCUAUCAGCGCCUUGUACGACGUCUGUCAGUCGCAAGAGCUGGGCUUUAGCUAUAGCUAUGGGGAUAAUGCGCUAGUCGUGCGGAGAAGUUGGAGGGCCAAUGAGUGA